AAAGCAGCUUCUAAACAGAGAGAGAUGCUCCUGGAAGAUGCGGGUAGUGAGGAGGAGCAAGAGGAAGAGGACGAGGCACCAUUCCAGGAGAAAGAUUCUGGCAGUGAUGAGGAUUUCCUAAUGGAAGAUGAUGAUGACAGUGACUAUUGCAGUUCAAAAAAGAAAAACAAAAAGAUGGUUAAGAAAUCCAAACCUGAGCGAAAAGAAAAGAAAAUGCCCAAACCGAGGCUAAAGGCUACAGUGACACCGAGUCCAGUGAAAGGCAAAGGGAAAGUGGGUCGCCCCACAGCUUCCAAGGCAUCAAAGGAAAAGACUCCUUCUCCCAAAGAAGAA
Messenger RNA from Octodon degus (degu), 333 nucleotides. RefSeq names its product nuclear casein kinase and cyclin dependent kinase substrate 1 (gene Nucks1). The record is from RefSeq and is a predicted model, not a curated record. Gene Ontology annotation, cellular component: cytoplasm. Lineage: Eukaryota; Metazoa; Chordata; Mammalia; Rodentia; Octodontidae. Gene Ontology annotation, molecular function: double-stranded DNA binding; single-stranded DNA binding. The annotation marks the transcript as partial. Gene Ontology annotation, biological process: interstrand cross-link repair; double-strand break repair via homologous recombination. The transcript is spliced from 3 exons.